Bombyx mori (domestic silkworm) is the source of this 7420-nucleotide messenger RNA. RefSeq names its product peripheral plasma membrane protein CASK. Gene Ontology annotation, molecular function: signaling receptor binding. Bases 394 to 2100 code for a protein of 568 amino acids. The transcript is spliced from 14 exons. Gene Ontology annotation, cellular component: plasma membrane; cell-cell junction. NCBI's taxonomy places the organism in Eukaryota, Metazoa, Arthropoda, Insecta, Lepidoptera, Bombycidae. The record is from RefSeq and is a predicted model, not a curated record. Gene Ontology annotation, biological process: intracellular protein localization; regulation of neurotransmitter secretion.
GUCGCGCCCAGCGGGAACCAUCACGCAAACGUUCCCCGGUAAUACGUACAUUUCAUGAAACAGUGACACAAAACGUGUGCAUAAAUAACUACAAUUCAUUCAUGUAGAAGAUUCAGAAGCAAAACAAGACAAAGAACCAGAAGAAAUUCCCAAAAGAAUUAGAAGGGCAGUUUUAAGUGUUUUCUAUUAUUCUGGCGUAGUUCGGAUGAGAGGAUGUACGACUGGCAGUCGACCGCUCAGCGGAGCCGCUAGCGGGAGAGGUAGUGGCGAGCGGGAAGGGUGUCGGGACGCGAGCGCGACGACUGGUGUCCGCACGAGGCGCGGCGACAUGCGCUGACGUGCGCGCGGCGCUGCGCUUGCUGCGGCGCGGCGCGAUGCCCCCCCGGGCCUGACAUGGAGGAAGGUGGCUAUUGGCGGCCGUCCUGCUCGACGCUGUCGCUCGCCGAGCAUCAUGGCAGCUCGACACACCUGUGCGCACGGCACGCGCCACAGUCGACCCGUCUCGCUCACCGCCACCCGCCCCAUCCUCACCAUUCGCACGCGCAUCAGCACGCGCACGCUCACCAUAUGCCGCACGCGCAGCACGCGACUUCGUGUCCGGUACACAGUCCUUUCAGACAACCAACCCCUGAAUAUUGUGCAGCUCAUUCACAGGCCCUUCUACAGGCGCAUGAUGUGGUCGCCAGAGAAGUGUACGGUGAGGAGUCAUUGCGUGCCUCUCCGCCGCCGGUCAACGGUCGCACGACGGCACCGCCGCCCGAAGAGGAAGACGACGCCGAACCCGAAUUCGAGAACGUGACCAGGGUGCGCCUCGUGCAGUUCCAGAAAAACACCGACGAGCCAAUGGGAAUUACUCUGAAACUAGCGGACGACGGACGUUGCAUCGUUGCUCGUAUUAUGCACGGCGGUAUGAUACAUCGCCAGGCGACGCUGCAUGUCGGUGACGAGAUUAAAGAGAUUAACGGAACGCCUGUCGCAAAUCAAUCUGUCGCUCAACUACAAAGAAUGCUGCGCGAGGCUCGCGGCUCCGUCACUUUCAAGAUCGUACCUUCCUACCGCUCGGCACCACCACCCUGCGAGCUUUUCCGGAUAAAGCCUUCGCCCGUGCUAAUAUUCGUUCGAGCGCAGUUUGAUUACGAUCCCUUGGAAGACGAACUAAUCCCGUGUGCUCAAGCAGGCAUCGCCUUCAACACCGGCGACAUAUUGCAGAUCAUCAGCAAGGAUGACUCUCACUGGUGGCAAGCUCGUAAAGACGCUUCUGGCGGCUCGGCUGGUCUCAUACCCAGUCCUGAGUUGCAGGAAUGGAGGGCUGCGUGUGCUGCCGCAGAAAAAUCUAGCACCGACCAAGAAGGCUGCGUGUCUCAUACCGACGGAUGUGAGAAUACAGUCAACUGUUCUAUAUUCGGCCGCAAGAAGAAGCAGUCCAAGGACAAGUAUCUCGCUAAGCACAACGCGGUGUUCGAUCAACUGGACGUAGUCACAUACGAGGAAGUCGUCAAACUGCCUUCGUUCCAAAGAAAAACGCUGGUUCUGCUUGGCGCCCACGGAGUCGGCAGACGUCACAUCAAGAACACUUUAAUCGCCCGACAUCCUGAUCUGUACGCCUAUCCUAUACCGCACACCACGAGACCGCCGCGUCCGGACGAGGAGAGCAACAGACAGUAUUACUUCAUCAGCCACGAUGAGAUGAUGGCUGAUAUCGCGGCCAACGAAUAUUUGGAAUACGGCACGCACGAGGACGCGAUGUACGGCACGAAGAUCGAGACGAUCCGGCGGAUCCACGCCGAGCGCCGCGUCGCCAUACUGGACGUCGAGCCGCAGGCCCUCAAGAUCCUGCGCACCGCCGAGUUCGCGCCCUUCGUCGUGCUCGUCGCCUCGCCGGAGCCGCACACUGUCAGCGAGCAAGUCCGCGCCAUGUACGACGGCACCACGCUAGAGCUUCUGGGCCGCGAGACGGAACAGCUGCGGCGGAACUACGGCCACUACGUUGACUUCACGGUCGUGAACCACGACAUAGACGACACCAUCGCGCAACUAGAGGCGGCGAUCGCGCGCGUGCGCUCCAACCCGCAGUGGGUGCCCGUCUCGUGGGUCUACUGACCGGCCCGUGACCGCGCUUAGAGCAAACGCGAAUAUAUCGUCUGAACGCGUCGGGUACCUCGUCCGUACGUACCCACGCAGCAAUGUACAUCGUACACCCACGAUAUAUUCGAACCGCGGCCUCUGACUUCAACGCGAAGUGAUUUCGUUUCUUUAUCCUCCUCGACCUCGACUCACAUUAAUUUUGUAAUUUGAAAUGUAUUUAUGUAGAAAAGAAAAUUGUCAAAAAAAAAAAAAACUUUGUACCACUUUUAAGUACAUUGCGCGCACAUACAAGGGUGAGAAUUUGGUAUAGUUAAAACAAGUUUAGAGAAGUAGUGCAGGAAAUUAAGAUUUAUGUGCGAAUAUAUGUAUGUUCGAAAUGCAUUAAAUCAAAUUGAAUGUACCUUCACCUAAAAUAGGAUUUCGAUCACUAGUAGCGACCUCUAGUGUCGUUAUUUUCGUUCGUUUAAAAAUACUGUUUUGUUGAGUAUGAAGAAGAAAGAAAAUGUGAUGUGUGUAAGGACACAGCUAAUAACAUCGUAAUAUUGAGUGCCAUAAGAAUAUAUGAAAAAUAAAUGUAACUAAUUUUACGAUGUAAGCUCUUUUGUUAAUAUAACCUUUAAGUAUAUUAUAUCGAGGGGUGAAAAGUGGUUUUAAGAGAUAUUUUUGAAACUUUACAGGCGAGACAUUUAAAGCUUAAAACUUCUUCAGCGAUUUGAAUGAAGUAAACAUAAUUGAAGUUCAAUUAAAAACAUCGAACUGCUGAUCCUAAAACAUAAAUGAAUUGCUGUUCGUUAGUCUCGCUAAAACUCGAGAACGGCUGGACCGAUUUGGCUAAUUUUGCUCUUGAAUCAUUAUUGUAAGUCCCGAGAAGGUUUAAAAGGUAGAUAAAUAUGAAAAUGCUCGGAAUUAAAUAAAAAUAAUAAUUCUGUUUUUCCUUUUGUUUGUUUUAAGUUUAUUUUGAUACAAAAGCUUAGGUAUUUUAUUUAUCGAUUGAGGCACUACGAAGUCUGCCGGAUCAGCUAGUUACAAAUAUAAAUGUCUUUCACCCCUCGAAAUAAUAAUUUCAAAGAUUCGAAUAAUUACACCAACUUAAUACAUAGGUGUUACGUUCACUGAGCGCUUACAAGUUCAGGGAGAUAAUAAAAGCGAUUUUACAUCGUGAAAUUAGUUUUAAAUUGUGUGACCCGUGAAUACUGAAGGAAAUGCUAUAAAAAAAAAAACAAUAUUACAUUUAACUAGAAUUAUUUACAUGAGUGGGUGCUGUUAUUUCCACAUUACUAUGUUUAUAGAGUGCUUUUUUUUUUCGUUUGAAAGUAGGAUUUCAUACUAGCACUAAAGAAAUGAGAUUUACCUACGAAAAGACACUAACUUUGGACAAAGAUCAAGAAUUUAAAUGCACUGUAUAGAAUUUAAUUAAAUAGAAUAAAAAAAUACUUUUCGUAGCGUUUAACUGUUUCAAAUUCAAAAAAAUAAUUCAAAAGACAUCGUUACUUAAUUGAGUUAGUAAAUCGUUGUGAUCAUUUAUCGAAAUUAGUUUAAUUAGGUUUUUUUUUUGUUUUGUUAAAUGUAUCGACGAAACAUGUUUGAAGUUAACGAAUAAUUGAUAAUUAAGAUUAUUAAAUCGAUAAUCGAUUCUUAUCGAUAGAAUUCAAAUAAUAAAAAAAACUCGAAUAUAACAAUCGAUUAAUUAAUAUAACAAAGUAACAACUAGUUUAGUAUUGAAAAGUCUUAAAAGCUUGCAAUAAUAUAUUGGUACGACGCUCAAAUACAAUUAAUGUGCCAAAUAACAACUCAACUAGAAAAAAAAAAUUAUCGACUAAAACCAACAUCGGAAAUCGAAUGGAUCAUGAAUUUUGGAUCAAUGUAUGUACAUGAUAAACUAUUAUAUACAUUAGAUCUUAUAUAAAUAAUUUUAAAUUUUAGAUUACUGUAGUUCAGAAUGUUUUCUUCGAUAAAUAAAUAUUUAAGGAUCUAUUUCUAACAUAAUAAUAUACUAUUAACGUCUACUAUUUAUUAUUUUUAUUCCAACUAUAGAAAUGCGUCUUCACAUUUGCAAUCAAUUUAGCAUGCUCAUUGAUAACUCACUACUAUCAUAUAAGAUAUUUUGAACAAAAAAUAUUGUUAAGGACACAUAGUUAAUACUCAUUCAUAAACGAAGAACAAACAAAUUUUAGUAGGAUAUAAAAUAAAGUAGUUGAAAAAAAAAAGUUAUUAAAUUAUUCUCUGGAUAUUUAUUCGCGAAGACAACUACAGCCCGCAGGGCAGCUUGUGGCGAGCUGUUGGUGAGUGGCGACACCACGGACCCGAUGCGUCCGCGUGAGGCCUUUGAGGCCUCAGAACCUGCCGACCCCCAUUCCGGGGUCACGCGGACACGCAAGAGCUUUUUGCUCCAAGGAGUGGAGGUAUUAAGGCUCAAAGCCGCUUCCAUCCUUAGUCAUCACCGAAUCGAAUUUCGUUCUCCACCACAAAACGGUAUUCCUCUCGGCGAUGACGAGUCACCUUCUGCCGAUUCUGUACAGAACCCUCCGUCGGCAGUUGUCCCACAAGGUUGGGCACAUUUGCUCUUUCAAAAUUCAACAGAAUUCUCGUACGAUAUAGGAAUGCCAGGAUGACGAAUUCUUUGGAUUUUUCCAAAGUAGAUCUGUGUCCAACCUUACCAAUAGUAGUGAACGAACCUUCUCCCCUGCUAUAGCCCGUUAGCGUACUUACUCAAGUUAAGGUUAGGUAUAAGGUAAUCUAAAUAUGAUUUGCUGCAUUAGGUAUAAAUUCUAUGUAGCAAAUUAUAUUAAGGUACAACGAAUCGAUAAAUAAACACACGCAAAUAAUUUGUCGUCAGCAAGAUCGGGGCGCCUUUUGCUUUUUAACAAUUUUGGUUCGGAUUCGUAUGUGAUUAUAAUUUUUUUUUUAUAUUAUAAUUUUUUAAAUAAAUUAUCUGAAUAUUUGUAAAUAGUAGUCUAGAUAAAUUCGGUGUUGUGCGUUUAGUUUAGGGAUCGUGAAUACGCAGUAGACAAUGAAGUCGAACUGUGGUCGUAUGUGGUGUACGUCUAUAAGUCGCUUCAUAUUUUUUUUGUAUAUAUUUUGUUUAAAUAAUCUAGAUAAAACCAAAAUCGGAGCUAGCGUUGUAACGGGCUCACGACCUUACUCCGCUUUUGUUGUAAUUUUUUCAUUUAAAUUUCAUGGUUAUCGUUUAUGCUAUUUCUUACAAUUCUUUUUAUUUAGAUGACAUUUGAAUCUUUUUUUUUUUGUCAUUGAAAGCAGUGGUGUGUUAUCAUUACUGUUGCACUCUACAAGUAUCCCAGGCUCAUGACUUGUAAGAGUUCUCCUGAAUUCAGUUUUAUAAUUAAUAAUACUGUGUAUUAACGAUCUUAGGGAUAAGUGAAAAUAAUUUGAAACUGUUUAUUUAAUUAGUUUUAUUUUCUUUGAACAGGUAUUUUAUUUUGUAAUCACUAGACGCAUCUCCAUAGUUGGAUUUUCAUUUAUCGACUCGAGUCAUGUUUAUCGAUUAGAAAUCACAGGGUUGCGAACGCUAAAGAGUCAGUACUAUUCCGCUUAAAUGUUUCUUAAAAACGCUUUAAGUUAUUUAGAAGGUGCCUAUUUUGAGUUUCUUUAGUUUUGAGGAUUUUGAACGUGUGACGAGAAAUAUUCAGAAUUCAAUUUUAAUUCUGAUUUACUGGAUCGUGGAUAAUGGAUUGGUGGGAUCGAGUGAAUUUAUUAUAAGUAAAUCGUUUUGGGGAACGUAUUUUCACGGCACCUUUUAAUAUAUUUAUUAUUAAAAUACGUUGAAUUUCAGUAGUGACGAAACAAAGUAGACACAUAAAUGUAUCUAACACUGGAAUUCUUCUUUCCUUCACUUGGAGCACUACAUUCCUGUAUAUAAUAAUAUUAUGUAGCAAAAGUUUACUAUACAAAUAUUAUAAAACUUAACUACUUCACUGUUUUUACUUUUGAAAUGAUAAAUUAUAUCUAGAAUAAGUAGAAAUCGUUUUAAACUUCGGAAUGCUAUUCGUCUUCUGUUUUUAUUGUAUAGUUAAUGUUCAUAGAAUUUUAAAAUUAUUCUGGUAGUUAGAAUACUCAAGAGCCACUGGUAACCCUAAAUUUAUUAAAAAGGUUGAUGUUUAAAUAAAAAAGAAUUUUAAAAUGUUUGACAACAUGCUGGUAUGAAGGUGUUGCAAUAAUUUUGAAAUUCUAUGAUUUAACUAUUAAUUUAAAAAUGACGUUUUAGAAAAUUUGCAUUUUAAUAUUAUUUUUUAUUAAUUUAAGUAAAUAAGUUCAAAUUACAGUCAAAUUUAAGAAAUUGUUAUCCACUACUUUUUUUUCCUUUUAACUUGUAAUCUCUUAUUAAGCUUUCCUAAUUAUAACCUAUAGACGGUGGAACCUAGAUAAAUUAAUCUAUAAAUAAGAUUAUGUACGUAAAUUGAUUAUUUAUUGUACGAAUGGUGUGCUUUUCAGUAGCACUUUAUGUUAUCUACGAAUGUUGCUAGUUUAAAAACUUUAAAAUCCAAAAUUUAUUCAAUAGUUUCCAUGUAAAUGAAAAUAUUUGUUUGUUAUAAAUAUGAAAAAUUUUAGUGUUUUUUCUUGAUACAUUUUUGUAGUAAAUAUCGUUUUAUUUUUUCUGUAGUCAUAGACUAUAGAUUUUGAUGUUUGUGCAAAGGUGUUCUUACACCUUUAGGUUUAAGUAUUAUAAACUAUUUGAUGAUUUAAAGCUAGUGCACAUAUUCGGAUAUUAUUAAGUUUUGAUGUUGAAUGAUUUUAUUUUAAAUGUGUUUUAAUGUUGUGAAUAACACAAGUUAACGUCUCAAUGCAUACAUUCCAAUACUAGUUUUAUUGUUUGCAAAAUUGUUAUUUAUAUUUUAAAUAUAAUAUUAUUAACAUUUUUUUGUUAUAUUUAACGUAUUAGAUUUAUGGAAAUAUUUUAAUCUUUUAAAAGUUUUAUAGGAGUUAAAAGUGUUUUUUUUUUUAAAUUCAACACUCGAAUUUUUAUGCUCAAACUUUUGCAUUCAUAUUUAACCGUUUAGAAAGAAAAAUAACUUAAUAUCCAAAUUAUUAUAUUAAAAUUAUAAUAAUAAAAAUGUUUAAAUAACAAAUUCAUAAGAAAUAACAAAUGUUAAAAUUUAGAUGGAGAACCUAAAAGGUACGUGCUGAAUGUAUCGCGCAAGAAUUGAGUUGCAAAAAAAAAACGCAAACCACCAUCGCAGUAACAAUAGUCUCGUUACAGCGUAAAUCAUACUAAAAACAAAACAUUAGAGAAAUGUUAAAAUAUAUACCAUCAUGAACUAAUAACGACUGUGGUAAAAUAUUAUAACUGUUAAAAUGAAUAAACAGCACAAAAUAAAAA